This is a messenger RNA of Athene cunicularia (burrowing owl), 2158 nucleotides long. RefSeq names its product cyclin H (gene CCNH). The transcript is spliced from 10 exons. Gene Ontology annotation, cellular component: transcription factor TFIIK complex; nucleus. NCBI's taxonomy places the organism in Eukaryota, Metazoa, Chordata, Aves, Strigiformes, Strigidae. The record is from RefSeq and is a predicted model, not a curated record. Bases 57 to 1136 code for a protein of 359 amino acids. Gene Ontology annotation, molecular function: cyclin-dependent protein serine/threonine kinase regulator activity. Gene Ontology annotation, biological process: DNA-templated transcription; regulation of transcription by RNA polymerase II; regulation of cyclin-dependent protein serine/threonine kinase activity.
GCGCGCCCGGCAAGGGAGCGUGUGUCGCCGCCGCCAUCACCUCUCGCCCCGGCAGCAUGUACUACAGCAGCACGCAGUGGCGCCACUGGACUUUCCGCAGCGAGGAGGAUCUGGCGCAGCGCCGGGCCGAGGCCAACCGCAAGUUUCUCGAGAAGGCGGUGGCGAGUGGGAAGGUCCAGCAGAGCGAUCAGGUUCUCUUGGAGCCCCACGAGGAGCUGGCGAUAUGCAAGUACUACGAAAAGCGGCUGCUGGACUUCUGUGCUGUUUUCAAGCCGGCUAUGCCGAGAUCUGUGGUGGGAACAGCUUGUAUGUAUUUUAAACGCUUCUACCUCAAUAACUCGGUGAUGGAGUAUCAUCCUCGGAUAAUAAUGCUAACAUGUGCAUUUUUGGCCUGUAAAGUAGAUGAAUUUAACGUGUCCAGUGCACAGUUUGUUGGUAACCUUCGAGAAAGUCCCCUUGGACAGGAAAAAGCUCUUGAACAAAUACUGGAAUAUGAACUGCUCCUUAUUCAGCAACUGAACUUCCAUCUUAUAGUCCACAACCCAUACAGGCCAUUUGAGGGUUUUCUAAUCGAUUUAAAGACUCGCUAUCCAAGGCUGGAGAAUCCUGAAGUUCUGAGGAAAACAGCUGAUGACUUCCUCAAUCGGGUGGCUCUGACAGAUGCGUAUCUUCUCUUUACUCCCUCACAGAUAGCUCUCACUGCCAUAUUAUCUAGUGGUUCAAGAGCAGGAAUUAAUAUGGAAAGUUACUUAUCGGAAAAUCUUAUACUGAAAGAAAACAGAACAUCCUUAGCCAAGCUACUGGAUGACAUGAAAUGCAUGAAAAAUCUCAUAAAGAAGUAUGAACUGCCAAGGCCUGAAGAGGUUGCUGCUCUAAAACAGAAAUUAGAGAAGUGCCACAGCUCGGAGCUUUCGCUUAAUGCAAACUUGAAGAAGAGGAAAGGUUAUGAAGAUGAUGAUUAUGUCACAAAGAAAUCUAAAGUGGAUGAGUUCACACAUCACUGGGAAUGUGACAGGGUGUGCUAUUUUUGGCAAGAGCAAGAAGAAAGUGAUACUGGUGUGAGUUGCCAUGUUGGGCAUGCUGGAUCCAUGCAGAAUUCAGGAUCCUGGAAAAACAGGCAGCUUCAGCACCCCUAACGGGCAAUGGCGAUGGUGACUCACACGGACAAUCAGGACUUGGAUGACAGCAUGGUGGUGAAUCAAUUUUUUGUUUUGAACUUGGCAUCUUUUAGAAGAAUGUGAUUGAAAUUGGUGUUAUUAAGGGAGCAAGGUGCUUCUGUGUCCCAGAUAUGUUAGUGCUACUUCAUGAAUCUUUCUUCACAAAUGAAGAAAGUGGCAAGAGACUUAAAAGCAACUGUUCCUGUAUUAACUGGUUGGCUGGAUAUGUCUGAAUUUUCCUUGUCAGCACCCUUAGUUUCCUUCAAAUUUGAUAAUGAUUGUAGUUGUGUUUAUUACGGUUUGUAUUAUGUUAUAUUAGUGUAUAGGUUGUGAAGUCCAUGUUAACAGUAGAGUAUGUCUUCUAAAAUUUUUUUGUGUAGUUAUUUAGGAAUGACAAUCCACAACAAGCAUUAAAGCUCACUGGGACUGCACUCCCUUUUAACCUUGGAGGCAAGAGGUGACCGUGCCACCACUCUCCAAGGAGACCAGCCAAAUCGUGAGUGUGGUCAUGGGGUGGACUGUGGGUCAGGUGCACCCACCCUGACAGAGACAGGGCUUCCUGGCCGUUGAGACACAGCACCUGCUGAUUCUUUCUUUUGCAUCCUUGUUCUCAGGGUUUUCAGUAAUUGGGGCCCUCAGCUAAGAAGGGCUGAUGCUGACCACAGAUCAGAUUCAUCUCGGGUAUAAAUGGAGUCCCCUGGGGAGCCAUUUUGAGCCAGUUCCCUCUGGAGCAGCACACACAGCAGCAGUCGAGGACUCUCCCCUUGGCUCUGGACACUGCCCAAGGAAACUCCUUGAGGUUCCCCCCUUGGGUUGGGACACGAGAAAUUCCUUGAUGUUGAGCACCCUCACUUUUUAGGUGAAUAACUGAGCAUUUUGGUUUGUUGUUAAACCCUAGGAGUGUAUGCAGUAAUAAUUUUCUCCUCUCGGGGACAUUUGAAUCUGUCAUUUGUGAAUGAUUGCUCGAGUGCCAACUGAUUGUAUUAAAAUAAAUUUUAUUU